Colletotrichum gloeosporioides is the source of this 2565-nucleotide messenger RNA. RefSeq names its product Nitrogen assimilation transcription factor nirA. Gene Ontology annotation, biological process: DNA-templated transcription. The coding region runs from base 1 to 2565 and encodes 854 amino acids. NCBI's taxonomy places the organism in Eukaryota, Fungi, Ascomycota, Sordariomycetes, Glomerellales, Glomerellaceae. Gene Ontology annotation, molecular function: DNA binding; zinc ion binding. The transcript is spliced from 7 exons. The record is from RefSeq and is a predicted model, not a curated record.
AUGUCACCACAGCCUGUGUGCCAUGCCGCGAAAGUAAAGGUACGCGCCGGAACCGACGGCCAGUUCCCAUCCCUGGGGAUCUUUCCACACCGGAAGCCCCUUCCAAGCAUAUACAAUCAAUUGACGAAGCUUAGUGUGAUGGCCAGACCCCAUGUUGUUCCAACUGCAAGCGGAAAGGCAAGAAUUGCCAGUUCCAGGCGAAUGAGGACAAACGGAACGAUCGAACUCCUCUGCGCCAGAGUCGACCAAAUGAGCCACUUUAUCCAGCAAAAUAAUUUGCGGCCCCCGCCCAUGCAAGAAGACGACGAGACCGUUCUACUACGAGUGUUGAAGAACGUCGGUCUGAUUCAUGCCUACCCGAGAGAAGACCAUGUAAGGCGUCUUAGUACGGACCCGGACGAGCCAAACUCCACAGAUCUUGCCCCAGAGUGCGAUUCUAGCCCGGCAGCACGACUGCAAGACACGGACCAGCAGUGUAUCCGUACGACGAGCAUCAGUCAAGACAUUUCAACGUUCGAUACUCCAUCGUCUGACCAGGUUCAAAGCUUAAUCUCAAACUUGCCACUAGAUUGGAGGGAAUGCCGAAAGAUUGCAUCGAAUGGACAGACAGACAGCCUCGAGAUCGACUGGGACUGGCACAGCUCAGACGAUCUUGUCGACAUAUCUCAUCCCGGAGUAACAACGAAUGUGACAGUUGAAGGAAUACCUGUAUCAAAUGACGUCCACUUAGUCCCAGAGAAAUCCGGCCAUGCACUCGGUCCGUCACUUUCGUUUCCAACAACUAUCAGUGGCGACGAUAGCGACGCUGAAAGCACAGAGGAGCUGGUAGAUCGUUUGUCAGAGCGUGUAGGGUCUCUGCAAAUCGGAUCGGACGGUCAAAUACGGUACUACGGCCCUACAUCGAAUUUCAAUUUGGUACAGAUGCCUGCCCCAGACAACAUGACCGUCCAUCGAACGGUGAGAAACGAUGGACAGGAAAUUCUAGAUCGUCUGGAUAUAGGAAAGGAAGUACCGAACGACAUCGAGGAGCACUUGGUGAAUCUUUACUUCACGUGGCAAGAUCCUGCCUCACAUGUCGUGAAGCGGGAUUUGUACGAAAAGGCCAAGGUGCAGUGGCGUGAUCGCAUGGUUGAUAACCCAUACUAUUCAGAAGCUUUGAGAAACGCGAUUUGCGCCCUAGGGGCUGCGUUUGAAUCACGUCACCACCCAACAUUCGUCACAUUUCCGAAGUCUUUAGCAGACUUCUUCGCCGACAGAGCUAAAGCUCUCCUGGAUAUUGAGCUUGACUGCCCUUCGGUGGCUACAGUUCAAGCUAUGGUUAUUCUGAGUGGCCAUGACAUUGGGUGCAAGCGGGAUGCUCGAGGAUGGCUUUAUAGCGGAAUGGCCAUGAGGCUUGCAUUCGAUCUGGCACUGCAUGUUGACAUGACACCAUAUGUUAAAAUAGGAUCCAUCAGUCAAGAGGAAGCAGACCUGCGCAAAACUGUAUUUUGGGGGGCGUACACCAUUGACCACCUUUGGGGAUUGCAUUUAGGUCGCCCGUUCCGAAUUAACAUGGAAGAUGUCACUGUCGCCAAGCCCGGUACAGGCAGUAGCACUGAUGUAUCAGGGCACUGGUCUGCCUACGUCUCCCCUGGGUCCCACGGCGUGACCCAGCCAGACUAUGCUGAGCUGCUUUGCUCUCAACGGGCACUACUAUGCGACAUCAUGGCGCCUCUCGGUCAUGCUUUAUAUGGAAGCCAAAGAAUUCCACCAAGUGUGCUACAAGAGAUGAAUCAGAAGACAGUGAAGGAGCUUAAGGAGUGGAAAGACUGCUUGCCUUCAGAACUUCAGGUUCAAACUGACGAGAAGAACACGAAAACGCCAUACUUGCCUCACGUAUUGCUGCUGCAUAUGCACUAUUAUCAAGCAAUAAUACAUGCUCAUCGGCCUUGGAUGUCAAAGCAUUACAUCCAACCCCAACCACCUCAAGGUCCGGGUCACAUCCACGCCCGCAAAGCAUGUGUCGACUCUGCUGUGGCGAUUGCCAAGAUCCUUCAACUAUAUGAAGAGAUGUAUACUCUGAAGCGUAUGAACAUACAGGGAGUAACAAUCACCUGCUCCGCGGCACUGCUAUUGAUAUUCGCGACUGUUUCUCACAUUCGACUACCUGGGUGUGAUGACAUGGGAGUCCAGCUGAGUGCUUGCUUCAGAGCCUUGGAUGAGUUCUCAUCUUCAUGGGAGAAUGCCAAAAGGGCUCAUGACUUCCUCAUAAUGCUUCAAAGGCAAUGGGAAAUUAGAGCCCGGUCAAAUCGUCUGCGCCGGCAGUCUUCAGCGACGGCAUCAACUCCCAGAAAGAGACUAAGAAAAGACUCGGAGUCUAAUUCCCCACCUCGUGAUUAUUCCCCUGCAUCAAACAUCCAACCGAGCAAGCGGCAGCAGCAUCAUUCACCUCAGGCUCAAGCAAAUGCGGACGCAAUGGGAGCUGAAUUGGGCAUUGAUCUUGAUUGGAUAUUUGCAGUAGAUAACAGCGCAGGCCCAGAGGCGUUUCUGGGAACAUGGGGGCUAUCGAAGUCAUAUGCCAUUUGA